This is a messenger RNA of Diachasma alloeum, 1333 nucleotides long. RefSeq lists its product as uncharacterized. The record is from RefSeq and is a predicted model, not a curated record. Lineage: Eukaryota; Metazoa; Arthropoda; Insecta; Hymenoptera; Braconidae.
CUGGAAGCUGAGGUGGGUCGUCUUCGCCGUGAAAACGAGAAAAUAAUGAAUGAAAUGGCUGAUUAUGAGAAUGCUAUACAACGAGCAAUCCUCAAGGGCGUUACCUCACUGAAUGACGAGGCCCUGAAGGUCUUGAAGAAUCCAAGAAUGGAAUGUUGGACGCCUUGUUUACCGUGUAACUCUACUGAUGAGGGGAAUACAACGACCCGGACAUCGACGUCGAAGCUCAUGAAAGACUGUUGGACGAACCAACGUGACAAAUCUCGCUCGAUCCUCCCCUCGAAAUUCGAGGUUUUCUGCCGUCAGAAACCCGAAGAGAGGCGUGAAUCUUCUCGAUGCAGAAAGACACCAGCGCUGAGUGUCUGUUACACAUCGCCAAAUGAUAAAAAAUCAUCUCAGACGAACAUGGUGUGGACGGACAGUAACACUCUCCCUUACCCCAGGAUAUCCGCUCGUCCAGGUAGCGUUGGAUCCAAAACGGUUUGCCUCGAUGGGAAAUAUAGGAAGGCAUCGAGCUCGAAAGACAGAAAUAUGUGUCCUGCUAAGAGCAAUUGUGCAGAAUCCCCUCGUGAAAAUUCACGUGCACUCCACUGCAUCGACAUCUUCACACCAGCCACGAGACAAAAUACCCAAGAGCCCAAGCGCUGUGAACCCUGCCACAGAAUUCGACGGAUUUUCGAUCGCUGAAUACCCUGAAAAGAGGAUCAUCCCUGAAGACUCCCAGCAUAGUGGAGGUCACGGUCUUGCUGUUGAUCUUCUGCACUCCACGCAUAACCAUGCACAUGUGACUGGGAAAAUAAAAAGCGAAUUCAAUAAAUUACGCAAGAGAUUCAUAAAAUACGGGAAUAAAUUUGUGGAAAGAAAAACUACUGAUAUGCAGGAGUACUUAAAAUCGAUAACAGCAAUCUCAAAAUUGAUUUGAAAAUUAGUGAGAGGCUGAUUUACCGAGUGUGACAGUUUAGUCUGCCACGAAGGACAGUACGGGUUCAGUUACGUGAGUAAGAUUAUAAUAAUCCCGAGAUUGUAGAUUAGUUGCACGCAAUGAUGUAAAAAUUGUGACAAAAAAAAACAAUGAUAAAAUCAUUUGAUGAAUGAUGUGAGCUACAACUUUAUUAGCACAAGGUCGAAGUGAAUAUGUAAUUGAUGGAUAAUUAAAUUCUUAUUAUGGAAGGCAAAUAGUCUUAUCAGUACGGAUGAAAUUAUUAAAACUUGUCUUACACUCCUUCGACGACAACAGCUACUCCAGCGGGUUGAACCGCUUUUGUCACGGCUAUUGCUAUUUGCUUCGUUAGGCGCUCUUGGACUUGAAGACGUCUGCUGAAGAUUUCUACGA